This is a messenger RNA of Rhagoletis zephyria (snowberry fruit fly), 3086 nucleotides long. Its product is annotated as putative nuclease HARBI1. The record is from RefSeq and is a predicted model, not a curated record. Lineage: Eukaryota; Metazoa; Arthropoda; Insecta; Diptera; Tephritidae.
UUGAAGGCACGAUCAUCGGCCAUGUGUAAAGGCCUACCAUUUUUGGUAAAUAGUUCAACGAUUGCCAUUUCAAAAUUUUCUUUAUUAACUUCUGUUGUUAUUUUUACAUUGGUUUUACCUUCCUUAACUUUCAAAUUAACAUUAUUUUUUUGCCUCACAUAGCUUUCAUAUAGUUCUAAAUGGAGUGUCUUUCCAAAUUUCCAGCAUGUUUUCCUAACCUUUUACCACAACAAUUAUAAUUUUUACAUACAAUUUCACUCUUAUUGUCUGUCUCAAAAUGUUGGCGCAGUAUAUUAUUUUUAGGACGUGGCAUUUUGCAAUGGCAUAAAUACGCAAUAUUCAUUUACUGAGCACUAAAGGAAUGAUUCGUUUUGUUUUGUAUAUUUUGUUUUGUUUCGGUUUUGCUCAGGAUGAGUACCUUUACCACAAUCGAAACCAUGCAAGUGAGCAAAAGAACAAACGAUUCGUUUGGUUUGUGCUCUGCUGCCGUUGAAACGUAUCGUGCAUUGUUAGCGCUCGGGAACAUUAUGAGAAAAGGAACACAAACUUUUCGUACUUGUUGUGGCAAUGGGUAGUGAUACGUUCGGUUUGUUUUCGUACUCUGAGUCUACAUAUGACUGAACUUCUACUAAAUGUGGCUAAUAAUUUCCCCCCUAUUAUGAAUUUCCAUACGAUAAACGAUAAACGCUUGCAAGCGUAUCGUAUGAAAUCAGUAUUGGUAUUGUCGUUUUCAUACGCCCGAUAGAUGCACUAUUGUGAAUGACCGUGGUUUUUGUUUACUUUAUUUUGUGAAAUUGAGAGUGAGCAAUAAAAUAAAAAUUAAAGGACAUGGUUUCUACAACAUCAAUUGCGUUUUUUAUAAAUUUAAAUGAAGGAUAUAAUGAGACUCGCAUAGAGGCUAUCGAAAGAAGAAAUUUAAGAGAUGCUUCGAAUCCUCUGGAAAUGAAUUCUAUAUUUUUUCAGAGGAAUUUUCGACUUUCCAAAGAAGCAGUUAUUUAUAUCCUGAAUGAAGUAGAAAACGAAUUGCGUGUACGGAAAAAUAAGUCAUCCAUACCAAAUAUAAUAAAGGUAUGCGCAACUCUAAGAUUUCUAGCCCAGGGAUCAUACCAACAGGGUGUUGGUAAUGAGGCGUUACUUGGCUUAGCCCAACCUACUGUUUCCAUUGUAUUGAAAGAAACAUUGAGUGCUUUGCAAACCACUCUAUGUAGUAAGUGGAUUAGCUCCAAGUAUACUGAGGAAGAAAAGAGAAGAGCAAAAUCUAGCUUCUUUGCAUCAAGUGGUAUUCCCGGAGUAAUUGGAUGCAUUGACGGGACCCACAUUAAGAUUGUGGCACCAGAAAAAAGUUUGCAGCAUUUGUAUUACUGUCGAAAGGGGUAUUUUAGCAUAAAUGCAAUGCUAACCUGUGAUGAUUUAAUGAACAUAAAAUACAUCAAUGCCAAGCACCCCGGCGCUACACACGACUCCAUGGUUUUUCAAAUGUCGGGAUUAAAAAGACAAUUGGAGUCAAUGUAUAACCGUGGUGAAUCUAACACCUGGUUAUUAGGUGACGCUGGAUAUGCCUUAGCGCCUUAUUUGCUAACACCUUACAGGAAUCCUGAAGAAGGUUCAGUAGAAAGUUUAUAUAACUCGCGGCACUCUAAAGCAAGGAAUAUUAUUGAAAGGACGAUUGGGGUUUUAAAGAGUCGGUUUCGCUGUUUGCUAAGUGCUCGCGCACUUCACUACACUCCUGCAAAAGCCACUUUGAUCAUAAAUGUUUGUGCAGCUUUACAUAAUAUUUGCAAUCAUUACAAUGUACCAUACGACGAAGAGGAUAUUGCAGAUGUGCAAAAUGAGAAUUCGGAAAUUGCAAUAGAAACUUCUGAAAAUGACUCUACUCCUAUGCGACAAGCUGCAGAAGAAAUCAGAAGAAAUGUACUGUCUUGUUUGCAUUGAUUUUUACUAUAUUUCUUUAGGUUUUUAUCAAAAAAUAAUAAAGCUUCUUGCUUCAGGUACAAACUCAAAUCCAUUGUUUUUUUAUAUAAAAUAAGAUCACAUUCGUAGCUUAAAAGUAAAUGUAUCUACUUAAAGAAUUCAGUCCACUAUAUUUUCUAAACUUACUUAAACAAACUAAAAUUCACUUUUUUUUCAUAAAAUCACAUUCGUAGUUAAUAGUAAAUGUAUCUACUUAAAGAAUUCAGUCCACUAUAUUUUCUAAACUUACUUAAACAAACUAAAAUUCACUUUUUUUUCAUAAAAUCACAUUCGUAGUUAAUAGUAAAUGUAUCUACUUAAAGAAUUCAGUCCACUAUAUUUUCUAAACUUACUUAAACAAACUAAAAUUCACUUUUUUUUCAUAAAAUCACAUUCGUAGUUAAUAGUAAAUGUAUCUACUUAAAGAAUUCAGUCCACUAUAUUUUCUAAACUUACUUAAACAAACUAAAAUUCACUUUUUUUUCAUAAAAUCACAUUCGUAGUUAAUAGUAAAUGUAUCAAAUUAAAAAAUUCAGUCCACUACACUACACUUUAUAAAUUUACAUAUUUACAUACUUAAAACUAACAAUUUUUGUACAUAUUCUGUUUGAUCUCAAGAAGUUUUUUCUUGAGUUCUAACUUCGCUUUCCUAUCUCUUCUCUUACUUUCCAUUUCCUGCUUAUAAAUAGCGAAUUUAUCUUUUUUUAUAUAGUAAGUUUUUUUUGUGUAUACUUCAAUAUUUGAAAGGCUUUGUUUCAUCUCUUUUAGUGUGGCCAAAGUUUCCUUUUGAAAUUCAGCCUGCUGAUCCGUCUGCCGCUCAAGGAGUGCAAUUUGUUUUUCUUCUCUCCUUUUAGGGUUAGAGCUGCUAUUUCGGCCAUGCUCUCGCGAAGGUAUCACAUUUCGCGAAGGCCCUGGGAUAUCGUGGUCUGAAUAUAUUUCCACUUCCGUAACGGACUCAUUAUCGUCAUUAUUUUCUAUUCCAAAUUCUUCGCCUGGCGGAUUGUUGUAAGUGGUGUAGCUCAUUAGCCUGUUCACCGUCUCUUCCAGAUUUGAGAGUGGAACUGUGUUAUUUGGCCCACCUCCAGUUGCUAAAUUCUCUGCGUGGUUGUGAGCGCUCUUUUUCUUUGUUUUAUACU